This is a messenger RNA of Trichomycterus rosablanca, 1404 nucleotides long. RefSeq names its product autophagy related 3 (gene atg3). Gene Ontology annotation, biological process: autophagosome assembly; nucleophagy; autophagy of mitochondrion. Lineage: Eukaryota; Metazoa; Chordata; Actinopteri; Siluriformes; Trichomycteridae. Gene Ontology annotation, molecular function: Atg8-family ligase activity. Gene Ontology annotation, cellular component: phagophore assembly site; cytosol. The record is from RefSeq and is a predicted model, not a curated record. The coding region runs from base 133 to 1071 and encodes 312 amino acids. The transcript has 12 exons.
GUGGUUUCUGAUAUGCGCUGACUUCAUGCUAGGGAACUCAGUAAACAUUGCUUAUUUAAUCUAGAAUCGUGGAGAAACCUUUAGAAUCUAGAAAAGAAAAAAAAGGUUUCUGCGUGGUAGAAGGCUGUCAAUAUGCAGAACGUCUUUAAUUCAGUAAAAGGCACAGCUCUAGGGGUGGCUGAAUAUCUAACGCCAGUACUAAAGGAAUCAAAAUUCAAGGAAACUGGUGUCAUAACCCCUGAAGAGUUUGUUGCUGCAGGUGAUCAUCUAGUACAUCAUUGUCCCACAUGGAAAUGGGCACCUGGGGAAGAAGCAAAAGUGAAAGCGUACUUACCCAAAGACAAGCAGUUUCUUUUAACCCGAAAUGUCCCAUGUUACAAGCGCUGUAAACAAAUGGAGUACUCUGAUGAGCUGGAGGCCAUUAUAGAAGAAGAUGAUGGUGAUGGAGGUUGGGUUGACACUUAUCAUAACUCAGGUGUGACUGGAAUGACUGAGGCAGUUCCUGAAAUGGAUAACAAAGUCAAUAUGAACAUAAAUGUAAAUGCGAUCAGUGGAAAUGAUGAAGAUGAUGAUGAUGAAGGAGAGGCAGCAGAUAUGGAAGAAUAUGAAGAAAGUGGACUUUUGGAAACAGAUGAGGCUACUCUUGACACAUGUAAAAUAGCAGAUACAGCCAAAUCAAGGGGUGAAGCUGGUGGUGAAGAUGCUAUUCUUCAGACAAGAACCUAUGACCUAUACAUCACCUAUGACAAAUACUAUCAAACUCCUAGGCUGUGGCUUUUUGGAUAUGAUGAGGGAAGAGAGCCCCUCACAGUUGAUCAAAUGUAUGAAGACAUCAGUCAAGAUCAUGUGAAGAAAACUGUCACUAUUGAAAACCACCCACACUUGCCUCCUCCUGCCAUGUGCUCUGUGCAUCCAUGCAGACAUGCUGAAGUGAUGAAGAAGAUCAUUGAAACUGUGGCUGAAGGUGGAGGAGAGCUUGGGGUCCAUAUGUACCUACUGAUUUUCUUGAAAUUUGUGCAAGCUGUCAUUCCAACAAUUGAAUAUGAUUACACAAGACAUUUCACUAUGUAACUUCAAUCUGCUUAACAUUAUAGUCAUUUUAUGAUUUUCUUUCUUAUUAAUAGGAGCUUUAUGUUUAGGCAGUGGCUAGCAACACAUACAAGGCAGUAACACUUUAUAAAUGUUAAAGUAGCUGUUAUCGGAAAUGAAUUUGCUGAAUGACAGAUUGCUGAAUGACCCAAUUGAGGUCAGCUUGGCAACACAAGUCUGGACCUUAAGCCUCAUUUUUGUUGUAAAUCACUUGUCUUAUGCUUAGCGCAUGGUGAAACACCGUGUUCUUACACUGAAUUUGAUCAGUACUACCAUAUUAUGCAUUACUGGCAAAUAAACUGCUUUAAAAACAAA